AACAUAAUCACAAGAUGUUGGAUCCAAAUUCCGAUUGUAUAGAUAAUGACAGCAAUUCAGAUAAUGACAUGACUGCAAAUGAGGACAUAACUCAAAAGAUAGACAAUUUUCUUCCAGUUCGUCGUUGGAUACGUGGACAUUAUACAAAAUUGACAAGUAAUAAUGAGACAAAAUGUAAUCAUUGUAAUGUAAAAAUCACUAUACAUAAGAAUCAAAGCUUAGCUUUUCUACAUACACACUUGGUAAAGAGACAUUCAGACAAAUUAAUAGAAGAACAAACGAAGGAAGAUAAAUUCCAUUGGAUUUGGGAUUAUUUUAUUGCAGAAAGCGAUACACAGGCAACAUGCAAACAAUGUGACUUUACUAUUAAGUACAGUUCAACAACUAAUCUCAAAAAACAUUUAAACCGUCACAAGAUAUUCGGUCCAAAUUCCGAUUGUACAGAUAACAACAGCAAUUUAGAUAUUGACAUGACUGCAAAUGAGGACAUAACUCAAAAGACAGACAAUUUUAUCCCAGUUCGUCGUUGGAUACGUGGACAUUAUACAAAAUUGACAAGUAGUAAUAAGACAAAAUGUAAUCAUUGUAGUAAAAAAUUCACUAUACAUAAGAAUCAAUUCUUAGAUUUUUUACAUAAACACUUGGUGAAAACACAUCCAGACAUAUUAAUAGAAGAAGAGAAGAAAGAAGAUAAAUUCCAUUGGACUUGGGAUUAUUUUAUCGCAGAAAGCAAUACACAGGCAAAAUGCAAGCAAUGUGCCUUAACUAUUAAGUACUAUUCAAUAACUAAUCUCAAAAGUCAUUUAAAACAUCACAAGAUAUUGGGUCCAAAUUCCGAUUGUACAGAUAACGACAGCAAUUCAGAUAAUGACAUGACUGCUAAUGAGGACAUAACUCAAAAGAUAGACAAUUUUAUCCCAGUUCGUUCUUGGAUAUGUGAACAUUAUACAAAAUUAACAAGUAAUAAAGCAAGAUGUAAACAUUGUAAUGCAAAAUUCAUUAUACAUAAUAGAUUAGAUACUUUUCAUAAACACUUGGUGAAAACACAUCCAUACAUAUUAACAGAAAAAGAAAAGAAAGAAGAUAAAUUCCAUUGGACUUGGGAUUAUUUUAUCGCAGAAAGCGAUACACAGGCAAUAUGCAAACAAUGUGACUUAACUAUUAAGUACCGUUCAACAGCUAAUCUCAAAAAACAUUUAAAACGUCACAAGAUAUUGGGUUCAAAUUCGGAUUAUGUAGAUAACGAAAGCAAUUCAGAUAAUGACAUGCCUGCAAAUGAGGAUAUGACACUAAAGACAGACAAUUUUAUCCCAGUUCCUAAUUAAAUAUGUAGACAUUAUACAGAAUUAUUAAGUAAUAAUCAGACAAGAUGCAAUUAUUGCAAUGCAAAAUUGGAUAUACAUCCUUAGCUAUUUUACAUAAACACUUGAAGUGAAGGCACAUCCAGACAUAUUAA
Messenger RNA from Trachymyrmex septentrionalis, 1456 nucleotides. RefSeq lists its product as uncharacterized. NCBI's taxonomy places the organism in Eukaryota, Metazoa, Arthropoda, Insecta, Hymenoptera, Formicidae. Gene Ontology annotation, molecular function: DNA binding. The coding region runs from base 15 to 1325 and encodes 436 amino acids. The transcript has 5 exons. The record is from RefSeq and is a predicted model, not a curated record.